CUUAUGCAACCUAAUUGUUGCUCUUCAUUAUAAUGUAAGGUGUCAUACUGCUUAGUGGUUAGUACAUUCGCCUCACACCUGCAGGGUCGGGGGUUCGAUUCCCACCGUGGCCCUGUGUGUGUGGAGUUUGCAUGUUCUCCUCGUGCUGCGGGGGUUUCCUCCGGGUACUCCGGUUUCCUCCCCCAGUCCAAAAACAUGCCUGGUAGGCUGAUUGGCGUGUCCAAAGUGUCCGUAGCGUAUGAAUGGGUGUGUGAGUGUGUAUGUGAUUGUGUGCCCUGCGAUGGAUUGACACCCUGUCCAGGGUGUACCCCGCCUUGUGCCCGAUGCUCCCUGGGAUAGACUCCAGGUUUCCCCGUGACCCUGAAAAGGAUGAAGUGGUAUAGAAGAUGGAUGGAUGGAUGGAUGGAUGGUGUCAUACUGCAAAACAGCUGUGAUGCAUUACUAUUGUGAACAGUUUAAACGUCAUGACUGAGUAUUUCUGGUGUUCUUUUGUUCUCAUUAUUAUCAUCAAAUAUUUCACUUACUGUAAAUACAGCUAGAUUCUAGAAAUGAAGUGAUACGUUAUACGACUUUUGAAUUAAACACAUGAAAAGAUUAUGGUAUUUUAUAUAUUAGAAUUGUGCAUUAGAGGUAGCUUUAGAAGUAUACCGUAUAUCUGAGGUAACUCUAUUUGGCUCCACUGUUCAGGCUUCUGUAAACUUUUCCUAUUACCGCUUAUCUGAGUUCCUGUGAAGCUUUAUUGCGUGAUCAUUCUGCCCUAUUUGAUGUUCACUUCUGAGUAAAUAUUGACUGGCCUACUUAAACAAGGAUAUAGCCUGGAGAUAUUAUUCAGGUAUGGACACAGUAUAUCAACAUGUUGUACUUCACUGUGAAAUGUCAUGCGUUAUUUAAAUAAGCUUCCUAACCCAAAAGAUUGUUGAAUAUGUAUUAAACAAAGAUGCGCUUUGGUGUAGCGUUCUCCCAGCUCAUUAACAUAGAGUUAUUAUUUUAAUUUCAUAACCUCGUAGUUAAUGACAAUAACCACAGAUUCAUAUAGUCAACUUGUUUUCACCCUCACUUGUCACCUGAAUUUCCGUGAAGUUGCUUCGUGAGAAUGUCUUCUGUGAAAUGUGCCUAUCCUUCAGUUUGGUUUGGGAGAAGAACACAGUGGUGAUACACACCAGCAGUUGUAGCAAAUCCGGAAUGUAAUCAGUCAGGAUUUGACAUUGUAACUCGGCUGGUUUCUGUGGCAGGCGGGCGAUUGAUUUCACAGUGGAAAAAUUGAGAGCAGUGUCCAUUUUAUUUAUUUAUUUAUUGCUAUUCAGGGUCAUGGUACGCUUUAACUCUGUUUGUUGCAGUCUAGCAGUGUUAACACCUUUUUGUGUGGACAGACAGCAUGUGCUUUGUUCAUCAAACCCAGCCUGAUACAUAACUCAUUAAUGCUGUUUAUUUUAUAGAGCACAGACGUCAGCUGGACCAAUGCGUGUAGAGGUGUGUUUACUUCUGGGCGUGUAGUAAUUCUCACUCAAGCGACUAAAGGCUGAUCUAGGUGUCUUUUUUUUUUUUUUUUUUGUGCUCUGAUUUUUUUAUUUUUUUUCUUUCUUCAUGACGGAAGUAGAGGUUGUCAGCUGUCUGUUUCAAGCUGGUGUGAUUUUCCAGAGUCUCACAGUUCUUGUGGAAAAUGAAGGAAACAGAGCGUUACAGACUUUACUUUUGUUUCCCCCAGGCCUUUAAAAUGUUCCAGAGGAAGAAGAAGAAGAAGAGAAAGAUAGAAAUCUCUGCACCCAAGAACUUUGAGCACCGGGUACACACAUCUUAUGAUGCUGCUCGGGGCUGUUUUGUAGGACUACCACCACAAUGGCAAAGUAUAAUAGAAACACUAAAGAGACCCAAGCCUUUGGUGGAUCCCUCCAACAUCACAUCGGUGCAACGUAAGCAGGAGAAGGACAUCGUGCGGGGCAGUUUUAUAGGACAUGGAGACUACAUUGCGUCAGCAAUCGCUGAAAUGACUAGGCUUUCUGUUACCAGCUCCAACUCACUCAGGAGGACCAGUAUGUCUGUUCGAAAACGAGCCCAGUCCUUAGGACGCCUGGGUGAACUUGUUGAAGGGGAGACAUAUCAGUAUCAGGAACUGAAUGAGAAUAAACAUAAAAACGGCCAGCCUGUCUUAGAUUGGCAUGAUUGGAGACGGCAAGUCUAUAGUGAGAGUGGAAGCCCACGUCCAGGGGCCAAAAAGAGUGCCACUCUCCAACCGAAUGGGCUGGCCCCAAGAGCCAGGUCUAUUAUUGAAGUCACUGUGGCGUCUUCGGAGAAGCCACGGCUCAUGCCAAGGGACAUUUUAUUUUUACCAGGUGCAGGUCAAGAAGCCACAUAUGCCCAGAGCGAGAGACAAGGACCUUAUUAUCCCAGUAUGGCUCAGAGAGUCAAUAAGAUCAACCAAAGGCCUAUGUCCUGCCUCUACAAUACUCCCACGUUAAGUCAAGGGUCAAAGGUCAAACCAAGGGUGACUCCCAGCUCAGCGCUUCCCCUGGUUUCUGUGGAGACCCCUAGAAGACCAUACUCCACUUAUGACCUGAAGACAAACUCAGGGGGAUUCUCAAAACCAAAUGGCACCAGCAGUCCAAAACCAGCGUAUGACAUCUAUUCUCAGUCCUCCAGCAAUACAACAGUCAUAUCUCCUAGUAAUGCCUCGGUACCCACUAUACAGGACAGUCCUUCUCAGCCUCGCCCCUCACCGACAGGCUCCCCUGCCACUUACAUUCCUGGGGCUUGCUCUCCCAGCCUAAGAACUGCUGAGCCAGCCACCAUCAUUUGUGAGCAGCCUGGGGUCACUCAUGCACAGUUCAAGGCUGCUCUGCAAAUGGUAGUGGACAAAGGGGACCCCUGCACCUACCUGGAGAACUUUGUGAAGAUCGGUGAAGGCUCAACAGGAGUUGUCUGUAUUGCACGGGAGAAACAUAGUGGGAAACAGGUAGCAGUGAAGAUGAUGGAUCUGAGGAAACAGCAAAGGAGAGAGCUGCUCUUUAAUGAAGUGGUUAUCAUGAGAGACUACAGGCAUAAGAAUGUGGUUGAGAUGUACAAGAGUGCUCUAGUGGAGGAGGAGCUUUGGGUCAUAAUGGAGUACUUGCAGGGUGGCGCUUUAACCAACAUAGUGUCUGAAACUAGGUUGUCAGAGGAGCAGAUAGCUACAGUGUGUGACGCUGUGCUGCAGGCUCUCGCCUAUCUCCAUGCACAAGGUGUCAUCCACCGAGACAUCAAGAGUGACUCGAUCUUACUAACACUGGACGGGAGAAUAAAGCUAUCAGACUUUGGAUUCUGUGCUCAGAUCAGCAAAGACAUCCCAAAGAGGAAGUCACUAGUUGGAACUCCAUACUGGAUGGCUCCAGAGGUCAUCUCCAAAACCCCAUAUGGCACAGAGGUGGAUGUGUGGUCUCUGGGCAUUAUGGUGGUGGAGAUGGUGGAUGGAGAGCCUCCAUAUUUCAGUGACACACCAAUAACUGCUAUGAAGAGACUGAGAGAUGAAGCAGCACCUUCUGUCAGAAAUACACACAAGAUCUCACCAGUGCUGAGGGACUUUCUGGAAUCCAUGCUGACAAAGGAUCCUCUGGAGAGAGCGAGUGCCACUGAUCUGCUCAAGCACCCUUUCCUGCUGCAAAGUGGCUCCCCUCACUGUCUGGUGCCUCUGGUGGAGCAGUACCGGAAACGCAUGUCCUGCUGCUGAACAGCGCUACAGGACUGCAUACAUCAGCAAAAUCAAUAAACUCUAAACAUGCCAUUUGUGAAUGUGAACCUCUUAUGUCUGUCAGUGACCAUCGUCAAUAUUUUCAAAAGGGAUGCGUGUGUAACAUUCACAUUUUUUUUUUUUUUAUUUCACCUAGUCUAACUAAAUGCCCACUAGAACCAUUGGCUUUUCUUCUUCUUUUUUUUUUUUUUAAUUUAAUUUAAAAAGUAAUUCCACAAUUUUGUUUAACUUUCACUAUACCGACUACUUUUGAGUAUUAUUCAUUACCUACCAAAAUUUUACUUAAUGACAUCACAAAGUCUAAUGUACAUCUGAGGGUUUGUUGUUUUUUUUUUUUCACUUUUAUAUUAAUGUUUAGUAUUUCUCUAAAUUCCUAAAUGUCAGUGCUUUGUUAAAAAUACCUAAUGUAUUUUUGAUUAAUGAAAAGAAAAUGGCAUGUAUUUAUUUGAUAUUAGUACAAAUCAUUUGGAAACAAUGAAUACAUCAUUUACAUGAUAAUCUGUCUCUCUGAAGUGGUGACCGAGUUGGGUAUGAAUGUUAUUCGGCUCAUUGAAAUCAUCUAUUUUGUAUUAAAUCACUUAUUUCUGACCUAAGAGCUAAGAACUUUAUGGUUAAUACAUUACUAUUACAAAUGAGAAAGGUAUUAAACCGGUCAGAGUGCCCGUGCUGACCCAUGUCCACUGCCAAAAGCACCUACAGUGGGCACAUGAGCAUCAGAACUGGCUAUGGAACAAUGGAAGAAGGUGGCCUGGUCGGAUGAAUCACAUUUUCUUUUACAUCAUGUGGACAGAUAUACAUAGUGCUGUGAAAAAGUAUUUGUGAAAGUGAAAAAGGACGUAGUCCUAUGCUUUGGAUCAUUGUCUUGCUGCAUAAUCCAGUUGCACUUGAGUUUCAACUUAAAUGCAAUAAAUAUUACUCCCAUGAUGCCCAAGCUUCACCUUCCUCACAGACGGCAUGAGGUUUUCUCUUAGGGUUUCCUGAUACUACAAUGAAUCCAUCUCGCCUUCCACACGCUGCAGGUUUCCAGUGCCAGAGGAUGCAAAGCAGCCCCAGAGCAUCACCGAGCCUCCACCAUGCUCGACUAUGGACAGUGUUAUUUCUUCAUUCUUCUUCCUCCAGACAUACCGCUGAUCCAUCGUGCAGAAAAGUUCCAGUUUUGUUUCCUCACUCCACAGAACAGAAUCCCAAAACUUCUGUGGCUUAUUUAUAUGAUUUUGAGCCGACUUUUCUUGUGAUUUUGGGUCAGUAGUGGUGAACGUCUUGGAGUUCUGGCAUGGAAACCUUCUGCGUUUAGUACACGCCUUACUGUGCUCACUGAAACCUCAGUGCAUGUUACACCAAGUCUUCCUGCAGGUCUUCUGCAGUCACUCGAGGGUUUUUCACAACCUGCCUUCUCACAAAUCUGCUUGCAGCCGUUGAUAGUUUCCUUUUUCUGCCCCGUCCAGGUAUUUCAUCCAUUUUCUGUAUUUUCAGGUAUUUCAUGUGUUCCAGCUCAAGCACACCUGGUGCAACUAAUGAAGCCCUUGAUUAGUUGCAUCAGGUGUGCUUGAGACAACACCUGUUUUGCAUAUUUGUGCUGUUGUGAGGGAUUCUAUUCAGGGGGUUGAAUAAUUUUGAAACUGGAUAAAUCAUUCUAAGUUGCAUUUUCAGUUGAAUUUGGGGAAACCACUUGAAGCACUCCUUGUGUCGAACUAUUUCAAUUGUUUUUGUUUGAUGUGUUCAUUGCAAACAGCUGAAAGUCUGUAAAUUCUGACAAUAAACAUGGUUCGCAGUGCGGGUCGAA
Molecule: messenger RNA, 5504 nt
Organism: Ictalurus furcatus (blue catfish)
Lineage: Eukaryota; Metazoa; Chordata; Actinopteri; Siluriformes; Ictaluridae
Gene: pak6b
Product: p21 protein (Cdc42/Rac)-activated kinase 6b
Exons: 8
Coding region: 1661-3700 (679 amino acids)
Biological process (GO): intracellular signal transduction; regulation of MAPK cascade; protein phosphorylation
Cellular component (GO): cytoplasm
Molecular function (GO): ATP binding; protein serine/threonine kinase activity
Source: RefSeq, a predicted model, not a curated record